AUUUUGUUUUUGUACAACUUUUACAUUAAAUUUUCAGUUCCCUCCAAACGGCACGUCUCUUUGAAAAUCCCAAUUUUCCCUCCACGCUUUUUUAGCUCUGAAAUCAAACAAAUUCAAAUCCAAAGCAAAGCCUAAAAUCCAUUCCUUUAUAUAUGCUAUCUUCUUCCACCACAAACCCAAUCAACACACAAACCUUCUUCUCUCCAAAUUCAAAUUCAAAUUCAAAUGGCUUCUUCCUUGGGUGUUGGCUCUUCUCACUCUCACUCAUCAUCCGGCGAGAUCCAUCUCUUUGUGGGUCCCAUGUUCGCUGGCAAAACGACAUCACUUCUUCGUCGUAUUAAGUCCGAGGUUGAUAACGGCAGGAAUGUGGCGAUGUUAAAAUCGAGCAAAGAUAAUAGAUAUGCAGUUGACUCUGUUGUGACCCAUGAUGGGAUUAAAUUUCCCUGUUGGGCAUUGCCAGAUUUGAUGUUGUUCAAAGAUAAAUACGGACACGAAGCCUAUCAAAAGUUGGAUGUUAUUGGUAUAGACGAGGCUCAGUUUUUUGAGGACUUAUAUGACUUUUGCUGCAAGGCUGCUGAUGAAGAUGGUAAAAUUGUUGUUGUUGCAGGCCUGGAUGGUGAUUACAUGAGGAGGAGCUUUGGCUCAGUGCUUCACAUAAUACCAAUUGCUGAUACUGUAACUAAGUUAACAGCUCGUUGUGAACUAUGCGGUAAACGCGCCUUCUUUACCUUGAGGAAGACGGGAGAGAAACAAACUGAACUAAUUGGUGGGGCUGAUUUAUACAUGCCUGUUUGCCGCCAUCACUAUGUGAAUGGUCAAGUUGUUGUAGAAGCUGCCAUGAAGAGUGUCUUCGGAUCUCAAAAAGUUGGAUGUGGUUCCCUUAUUGAGACAGCCCCAGUUGUUUAAUAAAUAAUUAAUAGGAAUAUAAAAUGGUCUUUAUGUGGCCUUAACAUGUUUACUUGAUUCUGGUGUGUAUCUGUGUUGUGUGAUUCAUUGCGUUUCACAUAAUCUAUCUCUUUUUCUUUUUUUACCUUUUUCAGUCUUCUGAAUUCUGAUUAUGUGUGUGAUAUAUACAGGAGUUCGUUUAAGCUCCUAUUUUGUCAUAAUGUACUAUACUUUACUAAUCAAUAAAGAAGUCCUUGUUCACAAGUUA
Messenger RNA from Medicago truncatula (barrel medic), 1153 nucleotides. RefSeq names its product thymidine kinase a. NCBI's taxonomy places the organism in Eukaryota, Viridiplantae, Streptophyta, Magnoliopsida, Fabales, Fabaceae. The transcript is spliced from 4 exons. The record is from RefSeq and is a predicted model, not a curated record. Gene Ontology annotation, molecular function: ATP binding; thymidine kinase activity. Bases 226 to 906 code for a protein of 226 amino acids. Gene Ontology annotation, biological process: thymidine metabolic process.